Molecule: messenger RNA, 1761 nt
Organism: Orbilia oligospora ATCC 24927
Lineage: Eukaryota; Fungi; Ascomycota; Orbiliomycetes; Orbiliales; Orbiliaceae
Exons: 4
Coding region: 1-1761 (586 amino acids)
Biological process (GO): protein folding
Cellular component (GO): endoplasmic reticulum membrane; endoplasmic reticulum
Molecular function (GO): calcium ion binding
Source: RefSeq, a predicted model, not a curated record
AUGCGUAUCACAAACGCGGCUACCGCUGCUUUACUGCCCUUAGCGGCUUUCAUGGGCAACGCUGUUGCUGAGGAGCUUGAAGAUGAUGCCGUUGAGUCGUCCUCGACCACAUCUACCUCUACCUCCACCACUGUUUCCAUAAAAAAGCCGACAUUCACUCCUACUCCCGCCAAAGGUCCGUUCUGGGAACAGUUCACCGAUGACUGGAAAUCGAGAUGGACUCCAAGUCACGCCAAGAAGGGUAAUACCGGCGAGGAAGAGUGGGCCUACAUUGGUAACUGGGGCCACGAGGAACCAUAUGUCCUUCAGGGUAUCAUCGGAGAUAAGGGUCUAGUCGUCAAGGAUAAGGCCGCUCACCACGCUAUCUCUGCUAAGUUCAAGAAGCCAAUUGAUCCCAAGGGCCAAGGUCUUGUUGUCCAGUAUGAGGUCAAGCUUCAGGAGGGACUUGAAUGUGGUGGAGCUUACUUGAAGCUUCUGCGUGAGAGGACCGAGCUCCAUAAUGAGGAGUUCUCCAAUACCUCUCCAUACGUCAUCAUGUUCGGACCCGACAAGUGCGGUGGUACCAACAAGGUUCACUUCAUCUUCAACCACAAGAACCCAAAGACUGGCGAAUAUGAAGAGAAGCACCUCCAGGGCGCUCCAAUGGCUCGUAUCGUCAAGCAGACCACUCUCUACACCCUUAUUGUCAAGCCAGACAACUACUUUGAGGUCCGUAUCGACGGAACUCGUGUCAAGAAUGGUACUCUCCACGAGAGCUUUGAGCCACCAGUCCAGCCACCAAAGGAAAUCUCCGAUCCAGAUGACAAGAAGCCAGAGGACUGGGUUGAUCAGGCUAUGAUCCCCGACGAGGAAGCCAGCAAGCCAGAGGACUGGGAUGAAGAUGCACCAUACGAGAUUCUUGACGAGGAAGCCGUCAAGCCAGAGGACUGGCUCGAGAACGAGGCUAGUGAGGUCGCCGAUCCAGAAGCCAUCAAGCCAGAAGGAUGGGUUGAUGAGGAGGAUGGUGACUGGAUCCCACCAACCAUUCCCAAUCCCAAGUGCCAGGAAGCUUCCGGUUGCGGCCCAUGGACAAAGCCAAUGAAGGCCAACCCAGCUUACAAGGGCCCAUGGGUUCGUCCCCAGAAGAGCAACCCAGCCUACAAGGGUGUUUGGGAACCCAGAAAGAUUGAGAACCCCUCUUUCUUCGAGGACAAGACCCCAUCCAGCUUCGAGCCAAUUGGUGCCAUCGGUUUCGAACUCUGGACGAUGAGCAACGGUAUCCUCUUUGACAACAUCUACAUCGGUCACUCCGUCGAGGAGGCCGAGGCUCUCCAGAAGGCUACUUUCGACGUCAAGAAGGCCAUUGAAAAGGAAGAAGAUGAAGCCACUCAACCAAAGCCACCCACUGAUGAGGAUGACGCUAAGCCAGCCGCCAAGGGCCCAACUACACUCAACUUCAUGGAUGAUCCCGUUGUGUACAUCAAGGAGAACUUGGAACUCUUCAUCACUCUUCUCAAGAAGGACCCCAUUGAGGCCAUUCGCUUCAUGCCAGAGUUCGCCGGUGGUGUCGGAGCCGUUGCCGCCGUUGUUUUGGCCAUUCUUAUCGGUGCCAUCAGCGCUCUCUUUACUCCAGCUGCCGCUCCUGCCGCCAAGGCCGGUGCUGCCAAAGCUAAGGAUGCCGCCAAGGCUGUUAAGCAGAAGGUCGAGGAGGUCAGCGAUGAUGCCUCUGCCACCGGUGUUGAGAAGCCAAAGGCCACCAAGCGUGCCAGCAAGAAGGAGUAA